CAGCUCCGCUCAGCCCGAGCGAGCGCAGGCAGGCGGGCUGGCGGCCGCGCGGCGGCUCCGCUCCGUUCAUUCAUGAUUGGCAAUCCGUACUGAUUUCUUCUUUUCCGGGGACGGGAGGGGCAGGGUCCGGGGUUCCCAAGUCACACUCAAGUCCUCGCUGACAUGGGGGCUGUCAUGGGUACCUUCUCAUCCCUGCAAACCAAACAAAGGCGACCCUCGAAAGACAUCGCCUGGUGGUAUUACCAGUAUCACAGAGAUAAGAUUGAAGAUGAGCUGGAGAUGACCAUGGUUUGCCACAGGCCUGAGGGACUGGAGCAGCUGGAGGCCCAGACCAACUUCACCAAGCGUGAACUUCAAGUCCUUUAUCGGGGCUUCAAAAACGAGUGUCCCAGUGGCGUGGUCAAUGAAGAAACAUUCAAGCAGAUCUAUGCUCAGUUUUUUCCUCAUGGAGAUGCCAGCACGUAUGCCCAUUACCUCUUCAAUGCCUUCGACACCACCCAGACGGGCUCCGUGAAGUUCGAGGACUUCGUGACGGCUCUGUCCAUUUUACUGAGAGGAACUGUCCAUGAGAAAUUAAGGUGGACAUUUAAUUUGUACGACAUCAAUAAAGAUGGCUACAUAAACAAAGAGGAGAUGAUGGACAUUGUCAAAGCCAUCUACGACAUGAUGGGGAAAUACACCUAUCCUGUGCUCAAAGAGGACACUCCCAGACAGCACGUGGACGUCUUCUUCCAGAAAAUGGACAAAAAUAAAGAUGGCAUCGUAACUUUAGAUGAAUUUCUUGAAUCCUGUCAGGAGGAUGACAACAUCAUGCGGUCCCUCCAGCUGUUCCAAAACGUCAUGUAACUAAGGACACUCAGUCAUCCAGCUCUCAGAGACACUGUACCAAAUAACCACCUUGACACCCUGGUCUGCUCUUCUGACUUGACACACCAGUUCUUGGGACAGAAACAUCUUUUACACGUUGGAAGAACUCCCUGCCGAAGGCUUUCUACACAACCCAGCAUCACACGGCUCGGUCUCUGAUUGCCAGCUCUCUGCCUCCUUCUUAUGGAGACAGACAAGCUGAAAUUUGAGUUUGCUCUGGAAGCAUGUCCUUCUCUUCACACUGCUGCCCUACGGAAGGCCCAUUUGCUUGAGCUUAGAAAAUAGUACACAAUUUUUUUGUUUUCGCUUACACAUCCCCCAGCCCUUUGCCUCCAACUCAAGCAAGCCCUAAUGAAUCUGGAAGCCAGGGGGCCUGAGCCAAAUGCACACCUCCCUCUGAUGGCCUCCCAAACCAAUGUGCCUGUUUGUCUUCCUUGGGUAGGAAAAACAGAGUGUUAUACAGAAAAAAUGAAGCCUACCAUGACUAGACUGGGAGAGGCAACACCUCACACACAGAGAAUAGGACCGAAUGAUUAAGCAUGGCAUUGUCUGAUGAUCCAAACUGCCUGGCAUGAUCUGUUUCCAGAGGGGCGGAUCAACAAUUCUCCCACACUAGCACCUGCGUUGGUGGUGUGAUUCCCUUUAACAUGCCCAGGAAGGGAGCCAUUGCCCGGUGAUCCAUCCCUCCCUUUCCAUCCCCUGCUCAAGCCCAGCACUGCAUGCCCCUCCCGGAAAGUCCAGAAUGCCUGCAAGAUGCUGUACUUUUAUACCAUGUUCUAACCAAUAAACGGAUCUAUUUCUUA
Molecule: messenger RNA, 1670 nt
Organism: Jaculus jaculus (lesser Egyptian jerboa)
Lineage: Eukaryota; Metazoa; Chordata; Mammalia; Rodentia; Dipodidae
Gene: Kcnip1
Product: potassium voltage-gated channel interacting protein 1
Exons: 10
Coding region: 163-846 (227 amino acids)
Biological process (GO): regulation of potassium ion transmembrane transport
Cellular component (GO): voltage-gated potassium channel complex
Molecular function (GO): potassium channel regulator activity; calcium ion binding; transmembrane transporter binding
Source: RefSeq, a predicted model, not a curated record